AUGUCCAAUGUUCCCGAUCUCCAGCCCAUCGCUGCUGGUGACAAAGGGAGGCAAUUAAUAGCUCGAGGAAAAUCACAAUUUCAGCCCCCUGUCGCCAGUGCUGUCUGGACAUCGGACGAAUCCACAUGCUAUCAAUUGAACGCAAAGUGUCAGGAUUUCAUCACCCGGUAUCUUGGAGAAAGUCUCAUCGCCCCUGAUGACCUUAACAUGAGAUACGUUAAUCGCAGGCUCCUGAGACUAGCCUUCACAGACCCAUGUUUAAUGCACGCCUCUCUAGCCGUGGCAUACGCAUACGACCGCCGUCUAAACAACCCAAUAGGCCAUCGUCGCAGUCUCGAAGAAUGCUACCACUGGUCCCAAAGCACCGUUCUUCUCAACAAACGACUCCGGGAACCGAUUCGCGCAAAAGACAGAGACCCAAUCUGGGGCACUGCCGCCGCGCUGGCCAUCUUAGCCUUCUCGUCUCCUGACGCUACCACACCGGAAGAAUCAUGGCCCUUGAACCCCUCCGACCACGCCCAUCUGGACUGGCUACGUCUCAGCAAGGGGAAAAUGUCCUUGUGGCAUAUCGUGAACCCGCUCCGACCAGAUAGUCUGUUUUGCGUGAUGGCGACGACCUUUGCUCAGAUGCAAAUCCCCUUGCCGGAGAGGGGCAGGGACGGUAUCCCAAAGGCGUUGGCUGCUAUAUGUCAUCUCGAUGAUCGAUCUACGGCGAAGGAUAAUCCGUAUUUCGAUGCUGCUCACGCGGUAUCCUACAUCCUCGACCUCCCGGAUAGUGAGGUCACGACGGGUCCGACACAGCUCUUCCCGCGCAGUAUCUAUGGCUCGUUUGAAGACUUGUUGCGGCGAAAGGAUCCCGUAGCGUUGGUGUUGCUGUAUCUGUGGUACUCCAAAGCGGGUCGCAAUAUCUGGUGGAUCGAACUUCGAGCGAGAGUGGAAUGUCCUUCUAUUUGCUCGUAUCUGCGGAUGCAUCAUGGAGGGAAUGCUGCGAUACAGGCGUUUCUUCCUGAGGAUGCUCUCGUCUAUCGAUGGGACUGGCUAGACUUUUAG
Molecule: messenger RNA, 1050 nt
Organism: Aspergillus affinis
Lineage: Eukaryota; Fungi; Ascomycota; Eurotiomycetes; Eurotiales; Aspergillaceae
Exons: 2
Coding region: 1-1050 (349 amino acids)
Biological process (GO): regulation of transcription by RNA polymerase II
Molecular function (GO): DNA-binding transcription factor activity, RNA polymerase II-specific
Source: RefSeq, a predicted model, not a curated record